AUGGAUUUGAAGAAGUUUGUCUUUAUUAGCGAUAAACUAAUUCAGUUUGAAGUCGACAUCCACGUCACUUCACUGUCCGAUGUCAGCGUACUUACGCUCCAAGUCCGUCGUGAUCAAGUUCAAGCGUUGUGGGAGAAGGUCGAGCAGCAAUAUGAGAAAUAUGAGGCACUCCCAGAUGGUAAAGACGAUAACUCUGAAGAUAUAGCCAUCCAAGCUCAAUAUGACAAAUGCUAUCAAGUUUACGAGCGAUGCACGGCUCGAUUAAACGAGCUUAUCCACGAAGCGUCUACUCCUCCGAACCGUCAUGGGCCUACCUCUGCACCAGCAGAACGAGGCUCUCGAUUGGCACCCAUUGACACAGAAGUCUUUACGGGAGAUUACUUUAAAUGGCCUACGUUCCGUGACUUGUUUACCGCCAUCUACAUAAGCGAUUCGCGAAUUUCCCCCGUUGAAAAGCUGUACCAAGCCAACCUCAUUGUAGCAAAAUUCCCGCUUACAAAUGAUGGUUUUGAAACGGCAUGGAAUGCACUCAAACAGCGUUUCGAAAAUAACCGACUUAUCGUGAACAGCCAAUUCCGAGCACUUCUUGACCUGCCGCAAAUUUCCCAUGAGUCCGGAAAAGCAUUACAGGAUCAUCAGAAUACUCUGCAAGCAUCCAUUCGUGCUUUUGAGCGCUGUGGCCUGCCAGUAACCACUUGGGGAGGCAUGUUCGUAUUUUUCUGUUCCAUCAAAUUGCCAAAGAACACCCUUUCACUGUGGGAACAAUCUCUGGGAGACAAGACUGCCAUUCCAGAGUGGCAAAUGAUGGACGAUUUCCUCACUGAGCGGUUCCUUACGCUCGAAGCAGUUGAAAAUACAACUGCAAUGGCUAUUUCGGUUCCCACAUCGAAACCUCCGCGAAAUCCGCUUCCAACCACCCGAAAGGCUAAUACAUUUGAAGCCAAGGUGACCACCAAACCAAAAUCCUGGCAUCAAGUAAAAGAUUGUCCGAGUCAGCACAAUUGCUUCACGUGCAAGGGGCGUCACAAUACGCUCUUGCACAAGGAUGCCCGACCGGAGAAUAGUCCAACGCCGGUCCCAGCUCAGCCCAGUUCUCACAAUAUUGUCCGGACUUACUUUACCUCUAAGGCAAGGUCCUCACGAGAUAAGUUGCUAGGUACAGCCAUCGUGGACUUUUGGCACAAGGGCACUACUUAUGCUUCACGGGCGCUAUUAGACCCGGCUUCGGAAGCCAAUUUCAUAUCCGAAAGAAUGUUCCGGCUCAUAAAGUUACCAUUCCAAACUGUCAGGGCCGAAGUGACAGGCACUAACGCAAAGGUCAAUAGAACCUUGAAGGUCUGUCACAUAAGCAUUCGGACAUCGCAUGGAUCUCCAGCAAAGAUCGAUCUACUUCUUGGCAUUGAUGUCAUACCAGCGGUGACCCUUUCCGGCAUCCAGACCGAAGUGUGCGUAUCUGUAAUGGCUCAAGAGACGAGAUUCGGUUGGGUCAUUUCAGGACCGUUGCAAGGGGUCCCCGUUAGUUCGUGUGCCGCGUUCACCACGAGGGUCGCUGUUAGCAGAGAGGAGGCGCUUGAAACUCUUCUCACAAGGUUUUGGGAGGUUGAGGAUCUACCGGGCAAACCGGUAGAGGAUUCUGAUUCUGUUUGCGAGGUUAAUUUCCAGAAGACCACAAGAAGAGAUGUUUCGGGAGAUAUACGACCAGGGGCAUUGGCUCAGUUCCUAAAAAACGAAGGCCGGCUCCUAAAAAAUAUUCCGGCGAAAACUGAGUAUGACGCCGUCAUCCAAGAAUAUUUGGACUUGGGCCAUAUGCGUCAGGUGCCAUUUGACGGCAGUAAUAACAAUUUUUAUUUGCCACACCAUGCAGUUUUCAAGCCCGACAGCACCACAACAAAAGUACGGGUAGUCUUUAACGCCUCUAGAAAGUCCACAAACGGAGUAAGUCUCAACGACAUACUUUACCCUGGUCCGGUACUUCAGUCCGAUCUCACUACUCAGAUUCUCAAGUGGCGUUUUUUCCGAGUAGUUUUCAAUGCCGACAUCACAAAAAUGUACCGCCAAAUUAUGGUCGAUCCAAUCCAUACGCCAUUUCAGAGGAUCCUGUUCCGAAAUAAAGAGGGGCAACUUGGUGAUUACGAGCUGAAUACCGUCAACGAUAUUAUCAAGUCCUAUAUGUAUGUCGAUGAUGUCCUGGCAGGGGCUCACAAUGGAGCAACGGCAAUCGCAAUGGUCAAUGAACUUCAAGGUGCUCUUGGUUCAGCUGGUGGCAGGAUUUUACAAAGAGCUACUCCUUCCUUGACCAGAUCCGAAUUCCACGACAAAAACAACGAUUUCGUGACAAGCAUUAUUCGUCUCGAGCCGCACGUCCCAAUAGAAGAACCAAAUGAAGAUCUCCAGGAACCUAUAUCGCCAAGGUCAGAUAUUCCUCCAAACGACGAUACGGACUUCGACGAAGAGGAGGAGGAAGAUUUUGUCACUGCGAGUGAUGACAAAAUCACAAAUCAACAGCAGGAUCUAAAACCGAUCCAGAGAAAAAUUGUUGGAAAAUAA
Molecule: messenger RNA, 2547 nt
Organism: Drosophila willistoni
Lineage: Eukaryota; Metazoa; Arthropoda; Insecta; Diptera; Drosophilidae
Exons: 6
Coding region: 1-2547 (848 amino acids)
Source: RefSeq, a predicted model, not a curated record